Molecule: messenger RNA, 1547 nt
Organism: Telopea speciosissima
Lineage: Eukaryota; Viridiplantae; Streptophyta; Magnoliopsida; Proteales; Proteaceae
Product: alpha-L-fucosidase 1-like
Exons: 4
Coding region: 40-1512 (490 amino acids)
Biological process (GO): glycoside catabolic process; fucose metabolic process
Cellular component (GO): lysosome
Molecular function (GO): alpha-L-fucosidase activity
Source: RefSeq, a predicted model, not a curated record
GAUCAAUUAUUAGAAAGAAGAAGCAGAGUAGUUUGGGUCAUGGCCAAGCUCUGUUUUGCUCUGUUCUUGAUUGUAUCAGUUCAGUUUUUUGAAUUAGUAAUGUCUAAAAUGGAAUUGGUAACUACACCACCAUUGCCUAUUCUCCCAAUUCCCUCUUCAGCUCAAUUGAAAUGGCAGCAGAGAGAAGUAAUAAUGUUCCUUCACUUUGGAAUGAACACUUUCACUGAUUCAGAAUGGGGAACCGGUCACGAGAGUCCAUCUCUGUUCAACCCAACAGGGUUCGACGCCCAUCAAUGGGUCGACGUCGCUUCCAGUGCCGGAAUAUCUUUGGUGAUCCUCACCACCAAACAUCACGAUGGGUUCUGCUUGUGGCCUUCUCAAUACACAGACCAUUCCGUCAAGAACAGUCCAUGGAAGAACGGCCAUGGCGAUGUGGUCGGAGAGCUGGUUGAUGCUGCAAAUUCUAAAGGUCUAGAUGUGGGGCUUUAUCUCUCGCCUUGGGACCGCCACGAUAAGAGAUACGGGCUCGAAUUGCAGUACAACGAGUACUACUUAGCCCAGUUGCAGGAGUUGCUCCGAAGAUAUGGAAGUGUUCAGGAGAUUUGGUUCGAUGGAGCCAAAGGUCCGAAUGCCCCCAACAUGAGUUACUACUUUGGAGAUUGGUUUUCCAUGGUGAAGGAAUUGCAGAGCUCCAUUAAUAUCUUCUCAGAUGCAGGGCCUGAUGUGAGAUGGAUCGGAGAUGAGAAGGGAUACGCCGGAGAUACAUGCUGGUCCACCAUUAAUCGUACUUCACUGAGGAUUGGAGAUGGAAGCAUCGUCACUUAUCUGAACGCGGGUGAUCCAAUUGGUACUGAUUGGGUUCCCCCUGAAUGCGAUGUUUCGAUCAGAACUGGUUGGUUCUGGCACAAAUCGCAAUCUCCAAAACCAUUAAGCCAGCUGCUCGAAAUCUACUACAACUCUGUUGGAAGAAACUGUUUGCUCUUGCUCAAUGUACCACCCAAUUCAACUGGGCUUAUCUCCGAUGCCGACACCCAGCGAUUAGGAGAAUUCCGGCGAGCUAUCGACACCAUAUUCUCCACCAAUUUAGCAGAGGGAAGUAUCAGUAAAGCCAGCAGCCAGAGAGGAGGAAAGAAUGGUGGGUUUGGACCCGAAAAUGUUCUUGAUGAAGAUCACUUGUGGUCUUAUUGGGCCCCCAAUGAGGAGGCCCAUGAUGAGCAUUGGAUUGAAAUUGUGGGGAAAGAUAAAGGGAAAGGGUUUAGAUUCAAUGUGGUGAGAAUUCAAGAAGCAAUUGUGCUGGGCCAGAGGAUCAAGAACCAUGAGAUCUAUGCCGAUGGGAAUCGAGUGGCGACGGGGACGACCGUAGGUUAUAAGAGGCUUCACAGGAUUCAAACGGGAACGGUUCAGGCCCAUCGGGUUAGGAUCCGAAUAAGAGAAUCAAGAGGAUGGCCAUUGAUAUCCUCCAUUGGUCUUCAUUUUGAUCCCUAUUGGAACCCAAAGAAAGAUAAUAGGUAGUUUUGGUAAACUACUUCAUUCUUUCAGUGUAAUCC